Molecule: messenger RNA, 1164 nt
Organism: Sugiyamaella lignohabitans
Lineage: Eukaryota; Fungi; Ascomycota; Dipodascomycetes; Dipodascales; Trichomonascaceae
Gene: UGA4
Product: Uga4p
Exons: 1
Coding region: 1-1164 (387 amino acids)
Biological process (GO): transmembrane transport
Cellular component (GO): membrane
Molecular function (GO): transmembrane transporter activity
Source: RefSeq, a predicted model, not a curated record
AUGUUCUCAGAGGCCAAGGUGUUUGGACUUGAUUUCAAUGUCGAUGUAUCUAAUGUCAGGUUCCGAGCUGUUCAAUGGAUUGUUUCCGAGGCCAUUUUAGGUCUCUGCUUAUUGAUUAACUAUCUUCAUCCCAAGUAUUACAAAUAUGCUUUUAGAAUUUGCAUGGGAAUUGUAAUCUUGGACUUUUUGCUCAAUGUGAUUUGGCUUCCUAUUGGUGUUAGCCAGACAUAUGGAUUCCAGUCUGCUGACUUUGUAUUUACCAACUUCGAAAAUGAGACUGGAGGAGCAUCCAAUACGUGGGCUUGGAUGCUGUGUUUCUUCGCUACUGCUGGAGUACAAGUUGGAUUUGAUGCCAGUGCUCAUGUUGCCGAAGAGACUAAGAAUGCAAGUGUCACGGCUGCCAAGGGUCUUAUUUACUCGGCCAUUGCUUGUACCCUAAUGGCAGCUCCAAUUAUUCUUAUCUUCCUAUUCUGCACUCCUGAUUUGGACGUUCUUUUCAGUUUCGAUGCUCCACAACCUUUUGUUCAAAUAUAUGCCCUGGCUCUCGGAAAGCGUGCGCACUGUGUCAUGACAGCUCUGUCAGUGCUCAGUACUCUGGCCAGUUCUAUUGUUUCAAUUGUUGCUGCGUCCCGUCUUGUCUAUGCUAUUGCCAGAGAUGGAGUUCUCCCUUUUUCCGGAUGGAUCAGUAAGGUUUCGCCCAAAACUAACCAGCCCACAAAUGCCAUCACAUUCAUUGGAAUUGUAUCGGCAAUUCUGCUGUGUUCUAUUCUUCCUAGUGCGUUGGCCUUCCAGAGUCUUGUCUCUAUAUCAGGUGUGCCAACAGUCAGUGCCUGGGGACUUAUCUCCUUUGGUAGAUUUUUCCUCAGCAAGCAGACUGCUUUCAAGCCUAAACUGUCUCUUGGAGUGUUCUCAAAACCGUUCCAACUAAUCUCGUUCCUCUGGAACACAUACCUGGCAGGUAUCCUGUUCUCCCCUCAGGAGUUUCCCGUCACCGCCCAGAACCUCAACUACGCACCCAUUAUCAUGGGAAUUGUCACGAUGUUCGCUCUGUGUGCGUACUUCAUCAUCCCCGAGGAGCGUUGGCUAAAACUCAAGUCCAACGUGCUAGGAAUCGAAGAAAACUCUGACACCGACUCCUCUCAACACUCCUCUUCCCAAUCGUAA